AUGGCGAUUUCGGAGAUACUUCAAAUUUACCAAUAUUAUAUUAGAGGCAAAAAAAUGGCAACGAAAGAUACAAAUGAAAAAAGCAAAGUGGUGAAAAAUGAAGGAAAAAGUGAAGAGCGUGAAGGAAGUGUCGGCUUAGCGAAGUCUUUAACAUUAUUCAAUGGUAUUUCCAUCAUUAUUGGAUGUAUCAUUGGAUCAGGAAUCUUUGUUUCUCCGACUGGGGUUCAAGAAAAAGCCGGAAGUGUUGGAUUAUCACUGAUUGUCUGGACAGCUUGUGGUAUAUUUGCUGCCAUUGGCGCAUACUGUUAUGCAGAACUCGGCACCUUAAUUCAUAAAUCUGGUGGUGAUUAUGCAUAUAUAAUGGAAGCGUUUGGGCCAUUUCUUGCAUUUAUUCGCCUUUGGGUUGAAGCUAUUGUUGUGAGGCCGUGUACGUGUACAGUUGUUGCAUUAACUUUUGCGAUAUAUAUGCUUCGACCGUUUUACCCAAAUUGCGAUCCUCCACAGCUUGCUAUGCCGUUACUUGCUGCCACUUUGCUUAUAAUUCUAACAGCAAUUAACUGCAUAUCAGUUCGUCUCGCAACAUUUGUUCAAGAUUUUUUCACUGUCGCAAAAGUUUUCGCUCUUUUAUUGAUCAUCGCUACUGGUGCUGUUUUACUGUUCACAGGUAAACCAGAGUAUCGCGAAUCAUUCGAAAACAUUUUUGAUAAUACGAAUCCAGACAUUGGUGUUGCUUCACUUGCUUUUUAUUCUGGUCUGUUUGCUUAUCAAGGCUGGAAUUAUCUGAAUUUCAUUGUUGAAGAACUCCAAAAUCCUAGGAGAAAUCUUCCAUUAUCCAUUGCAAUUUCUUGCACAGCUGUCACGCUGAUUUAUGUGCUUACAAAUAUUGCCCUAUAUACUGUCAUUAGUCCAGAUGAAAUGUUGACGAGUCCUGCAGUAGCUGUGGAGUUUGCCAAUAAGAUGUUUGGUCCAUUGGCGUUUAUAAUGCCUAUAUUUGUUGCUUGUUCCACAAUUGGCUCGGCUAAUGGAGUUAUCUUCACUUCGUCGAGGUUAUUCUUCGUGGGAGCACGGGAAGGCCACAUGCCACUUGUCCUGACUAUGGUUAAUAAAGACACAAGAACACCAAUUCCAGCUGUCAUUUUUACAGUAAGGACAGUUUAA
Molecule: messenger RNA, 1158 nt
Organism: Dracunculus medinensis (Guinea worm)
Lineage: Eukaryota; Metazoa; Nematoda; Chromadorea; Rhabditida; Dracunculidae
Source: the annotation of a GenBank genome assembly